GUGGGACUUAUAGGAAUUGGGGAAUAUGGGAAUAUUAUCCCAGUUUGAAAACAUAUAAACAUAAUAACACGUAUUCAGUGGUUUGAUAGCGUCCUGCUUACUUGAAAAUUAAAAGAAUGAUUUCCAACCAAGAGUAAAGGACAAAUGGAGGUGGCGCGAAAGUGUUGACAUUUUGAAACGGGACGCGUCCAAAUGGAUUCUGGCCGCUCUUCAUAAUCACGACACCGCAACACGGAAAAAGUGGUAAGGAGGACCAGGAUACAAGUCAAUUACAGUCCCAACACUGCGUCAGACGAGGGGAAGAGGGAAGUGAAAUAAAUACGGUGCGUUUUUACUGUUUAGUGCACUUCAUUGGUGAACAGCUGCCGCCGCAGGCUCUCACGGACACCAUGGUUCCUCUGAUGAAAGUCGCUACGACUGAGCUACAAUGACCAGAGUGCUGUAGACGAGCGUAGGCUGCGUGGCUCCCUGCAACAAAUUCAGUGUUUCUAUUGUCUAAUAACUCCCCUUGAAUAUGGGGCAUCCUCCUCUGGAGUUCAGUGACUGCUAUCUGGACAGCCCGGACUUCAGAGAGACUCUCAAGAGUUAUGAAGUGGAGCUGGAGAGGACCAGCAAAUUCCUCAAAGAGUUGAUAAAAGAUGGCAACAGUGUGAUCACUGCAAUCAGAGGCUAUUCUUUGGCAAUACAGAAGUUCUCUCAGACUCUCCGCAUGUUCCAGUUCGACGUCAUCGGUGAAUCCCUGACAGAUGAUGAGAUUAACAUUGCUCAGUCCUUCCAGGAGUUUGCCGGCCUCCUGCAGGAAGUGGAGCACGACAGGAUGAUGCUGGUUCAGAACGCCUCCGAUCUGCUCAUCAAACCGCUGGAGAAGUUCAGAAAGGAGCAAAUUGGAGUUACAAAAGAAAAGAAAAAGAGGUUUGAGAAGGACAGUGAGAAAUAUCUCUCUCAGAUAGACAAACACCUGAAUCUGUCUGCCAAGAAGAAAGACAGUCAACUCCAAGAGGCUGACGAUCUCCUUGACAAAGAGCGAGUGAACUUCUGCGAGUCGUCGGUGGAUUAUGUGUACCAGAUCCAUCAGGUGCAGGACAGGAAGAAGUUUGAUGUGGUGGAGCCGGUGCUGGCGUUUCUUCACAGCGUCCUCACGCUCAACAACCUGACAGUGGAGAUGACCCAGGACUUCAUGCCUUACAAACAAGAGCUGCAGCUCAGCUUGCAGAACACGAGAAACCAUUAUGAGAGCACUCGUGAAGAGAUGGAGGAGCUGAUGAAGAGGAUGAAACGCCCGUCCCAGAUCCGUAAGAUGCACAGCUCCCUGCCCAUCGAGGGAUACCUGUACUGUCAGGAGAAGUGGGCUCUGGGUGUGUCCUGGGUCAAAUAUUACUGCAAAUAUUACAAGGAGGGAAGACAGCUGCUCAUGGUGCCGUGUGAACAGAAAACCACAGCCAAACAGGGCCCUACGCAGCUGACUUUAAAAUCCUGCAUCCGCCGGAAGACGGAGUCCAUAGACAAGCGCUUCUGCUUCGACGUGGAAACCAUCGAGAGAUACACCCCCGUCACUUUCCAAGCUCUUACGGAGGGAGACAGGAAGUUGUGGAUGGAGGCCAUGGACGGAAAAGAGCCUAUCUAUAAUUCCCCAAUUCACAAUCAAGCUGAAAUGGAACUGAAUGAAACAGGAUUCAAGUUUGUGCGAAAGUGCAUCAACUACAUUGAAACAAAAGGCAUUUCACAAGAAGGAGUAUACCGAACAGUUGGCAGCAACAUCCAAGUGCAGAAGCUUUUAAAUGCCUUCUUUGACCCCACACACCCAGGAGACGUGGAUUUCCACAGCAGUGAAAUGGAUGUUAAAACAAUCACAAGUGCACUGAAGUUUUAUCUGCGGAGCUUGUCUGAACCUCUGAUGACCUACAGUCUGCACAGAGACCUCAUAUGUGCUGCAAAGUCCGAUAAUCUUGAUACUCGGCUGAGUGAGAUUCAUUCUCUUUCCUACAAACUGCCAGAGAAGAAUCGGGAGAUGGUGGAGAUGCUUAUCAAACACUUGAUCAAUGUGUGCAGUCACAGUGACGAGAAUCGGAUGACCCCUUCAAACAUGGCGGUUAUCUUCGGCCCCACGCUGAUGAGAGCACAGGAGGAGACUGUGGCGGCCAUGUUGGAUAUCAAGUUCCAAAAUAUCGUCGUUGAAAUCCUGAUUGAAAACUGCAAAAAGAUCUUCAGCUAUGUGCCGGAGGACAGCACUGCCCCCCCAGUCCCUCCCCCACGCAUCACCCCGAGGAAGCGGCAACCCAUCACCAUCUCGAAGCGGCCACCUCGUGUUUUUCAAGCUCUUAGUCACGACCACUUUCACACUGAGAAUGGCCAGAAUGACAGCCCUAUUGCAGCUGUGGAUGUCUCCACCAACCCCGUCCCCCUGCAGAGGUCAAGACCCCUGGGCUGUGCUCCGCAGCUCCCCAGAGAUCCCCCUCCCAGACUGGCGCUGAUGCCCAGGCCAGGCAGCCGUCAGGACAAACACUCAGAGCCCGACGCUGGCAGGAUAGACGACACAAGACAAAGGCCCGAUUCUUCUGCGGCGGCAAAUGGGGAGUCUGGGGUCUAUGUGAGCAGAGAACCCUCGUUCCAGGGCAGAAAACUACCUACCAAAGGCAUGCCAGCCAACAGAGAAGCAGAUUUCGAUGGUCUGAUCAGGACAAGGUCCGCAGGGGGUCCCAUUUGCAGACCCCCCGUUAGGCCUCCUGAGCCCCCCUCCAGAUGCCCUGCUUCACUAAAGAUCCCGAGUGCAGCCAGCAGCGAGGCCCCAUCCUAUGUUGCCUCUAAAACCAAGUUUUUUGAGAAUGCCUCCAGGCAUGGCACCAGCCCGCCGGCUUCUCCAUCCUCAUCAACAAGUUCAAAUGGGAAAUAGAGAAUUAAAGUUGACGAGUUUUGGACCACAUCAUGUGACUUCUGCAUGUGCUGCUGGGUGCUGAUCCAGCUGGAGGGAGUCAUCACCAGCACUCUGAGGAAGUGGCUCUUAGGAACUGAGAGUGGUGUGUAAUGCAACAAAGAAGCAAAGGGAAUUUAGAAUGAGCUUGCAAAGUAAUCCUCUCAGUGUUUGAUUAUUAUUCCAAAGUUAGGAUGGAGUAAUAUUAUUGUUUUCCCCACGUUUCAUGCCACUUUACAAUUGUGUCAAAUAACAUUACAGUUUUUUGUUAUUUUACAGUGUUAAUGGAAGGAAACUAAUGGUUACAGCUUACUUAGACUAUAUGAUUAAGUAAGUUUAAUUUGAAAAUGCAAAAAUUAUUCUUAAUAUUAACUUUUAGAUUUUAUGAAUAUUGACCAUGUAGUGGUCUGUCAAGAAGCAAUGGAGUAAUUACUCCUUUCAAAGCUAUUUUAGUCUUUUAAAAUAAUAUUUAGAUUUAAUUAUGUGUGUCAUUCAGCCAUAAGUCACUUUUUAAGAGGCAUUACAAAAAGUAUUUUGCUACACACUGAGUGUAGUUUGAAUUUACACAAACUAGUGUACAUUCCCUUAAUUCUGACUCAGGGGAGUUUACCUUCUUCUGUUGCAACUCAAAUCAAUUGUUGGAGAAACAAAAAAUGUGAAUUAAGAAUUUGUUACAAUAUGUAUAAAAUAACACUCCAUAGUUUUAUUUGUUUCCGAAAUUAUAAUGUUAAUUUUACUGUUUUUUUAUAACCACACUUGAAAACUCUGGUUAGGUUUUUUUUUCACCUUGGAAAAUAAACAUGAAAAGUUUUAA
Messenger RNA from Notothenia coriiceps (black rockcod), 3722 nucleotides. It is a transcript of the gene ophn1, whose product is annotated as oligophrenin 1. The coding region runs from base 515 to 2890 and encodes 791 amino acids. NCBI's taxonomy places the organism in Eukaryota, Metazoa, Chordata, Actinopteri, Perciformes, Nototheniidae. The transcript has 24 exons. Gene Ontology annotation, cellular component: cytoplasm. Gene Ontology annotation, molecular function: GTPase activator activity; protein binding. The record is from RefSeq and is a predicted model, not a curated record. Gene Ontology annotation, biological process: signal transduction.